CACUUCCGACACACGUCACCAGCUGUUCCACAUCACAUCCGGGUGUGAACAGGAAGUGGAUCAUGGAAUCCAGCUGAGAGAUUUGCAGAUAUAAACAUCGCACGGCUACCAGAAUAGCGCCUGAAAGUUUGACACAGAGAGAUAAAGCAGCGAGCCCAGGACUGAGGUGCAGAGAGUGGGGUAGCUAUGGCAGGAAUGCCUGGGGAUCUGUUCAGCCCUGGAGCUGAGGAUCAGGCUGGGGGAGGCCUUGCUGGGAAGCUCUACCUCCCCAAGAUGAUUUCGGGAGGGGCUGCGAAGGAGUGGUUUGAUCGCCGGCGCUCCACUAUAAGACCCUGGGCUGUCUUCGUGGACCAGCGGCGUUUCUCCAAGCCCAAGAACCUGGGGGAGCUGUGCAAGAGGCUGGUGAAAAACGUGGAGCACUUUCAGAGCAACUACAUCUUCGUGCUCCUGGGACUCAUCCUGUACUGCAUUAUCAGCUCCCCCAUGCUUCUCAUCGCUCUGGCUGUUUUCUUGGGCGCUUUCUACAUCAUCCACCUCAAAACACAGGAGAGCAAACUGGUGCUGCUCGGGCGUGAGGUGACCCCGGCGCAUCAGUACGGUCUGGCCAGCGGAGUCUCCUUCCCUUUCUUCUGGCUGGCGGGGGCCGGCUCUGCCGUGUUCUGGGUGCUGGGUGCUACGAUCGUGUUGAUUGGCUCGCACGCUGGCUUCCGCGAGAUCGAAGGUGGUGACGCAAACGAUCUCCUCAUGGAGCCUGUCUGACCCCCCGACCCUGACCCCUGACCUCUCCCCUACAGGACUCUUACCUGGCUGUAACACCAGAAACCGGUCUUCCUCUCACUCUCUCCUGUCCCCCUGUCUCUCCCCCUCUCCUCUCCUGUCCCCCUAUCUGUCCUCCUCUCUCCUCUCCUGUCCCCCUAUCCUCUCCUGUCCCCUAUCUCUCCUCCUCUCCUGUCCCCCUAUCCUCUCCUGUCCCCUCUUCUCACUCUCUCCUGUCCCCCUAUCUCUCCUCCUCUCCUGUCCCCCUCUCCUCUCCUCUCCCCUCUUCUCACUCUCUCCUGUCCCCCUAUCUCUCCUCCUCUCCUGUCCCCCUAUCUCCUCCCUCUCUCCUGUCCCCCUAUCUCCUCCCUCUCUCCAUUUCCCCUCUCCGCUCUCUCCUCCUCUCCUCUUUCCCCUCCUCAUCUCAUGACUAAGGCUGUAUGAUUUUCAGUUAUCACUGAUUUCCAUGAAGUUUACUCAUUGCUGUGUGAUAUGUACUUCCCUGUGGAAAUAACCUUUCAUACUUCAUACUUUUAUAUCACUAUAAACGAUCCUGAUUGCAACAGCAUCAAUAUAUACUUUCAAAUGCUGGAUCUUAAGCAUGGCUCAAAGCUUUCAAAGCUUCGUUUUUUGCAUUUUUGUAAUGAGAUGUUUAAGAGCUACAGUAGUCCUUAAUUAUUUGUUUUUCUUUAUUCAUCCAUCGUUUAAUCCUUUAGUUUUUCACUCCUAUGUUGUUACAUGCCACUCGUUUUUAAAAGUGAAGUGAAAAACUAAAGGAUUAAACAACGGAUGAAUAAAGAAAAACAAAUAAACCUUUUGUGUACAUCCAAAAAAACAUUUUAAUUGUAUUUGUGUGUGUAUAUAUAUAUAUAUUUCAAUAACACUGAUGAAGGCACUAGAGCCCAAACGCUGGUCUGCUUGACUCGGUCUCUUCUAGUUUCAAUAACACUGAUGAAGGCACUAGAGCCCAAACGCUGGUCUGCUUGACUCGGUCUCUUCUAGUUUCAAUCACACUGAUGAAGGCACUAGAGCCCAAACGCUGGUCUGCUUGACUCAGUCUCUUCUGGUUUCAAUCACACUGAUGAAGGCACUAGAGCCCAAACGCUGGUCUGCUUGACUCGGUCUCUUCUAGUUUCAAUAACACUGAUGAAGGCACUAGAGCCCAAACGCUGGUCUGCUUGACUCGGUCUCUUCUAGUUUCAAUCACACUGAUGAAGGCACUAGAGCCCAAACGCUGGUCUGCUUGACUCGGUCUCUUCUAGUUUCAAUCACACUGAUGAAGGCACUAGAGCCCAAACGCUGGUCUGCUUGACUCGGUCUCUUCUAGUUUCAAUCACACUGAUGAAGGCACUAGAGCCCAAACGCAGGUCUGCUUGACUCGGUCUCUUGAGUUUAUUUGGAGCUGUGGAUCUUGUUCUGUAAAACCACAGCGAGCGCGCUGGAGCCGCGUGGGGCGUUACAAUGUCUUUAUAUCAUCUGUGCAACACAUGCAAUAAACAUGCUGAUAACUUUGCA
Messenger RNA from Acipenser ruthenus (sterlet), 2271 nucleotides. RefSeq names its product prenylated Rab acceptor protein 1-like. Lineage: Eukaryota; Metazoa; Chordata; Actinopteri; Acipenseriformes; Acipenseridae. Gene Ontology annotation, cellular component: Golgi apparatus. Bases 187 to 759 code for a protein of 190 amino acids. The transcript is spliced from 6 exons. The record is from RefSeq and is a predicted model, not a curated record.